This is a messenger RNA of Panicum hallii, 4590 nucleotides long. RefSeq names its product putative disease resistance protein RGA3. Gene Ontology annotation, biological process: regulation of DNA-templated transcription; defense response to other organism. Lineage: Eukaryota; Viridiplantae; Streptophyta; Magnoliopsida; Poales; Poaceae. The record is from RefSeq and is a predicted model, not a curated record. The transcript is spliced from 5 exons. The coding region runs from base 320 to 4384 and encodes 1354 amino acids. Gene Ontology annotation, molecular function: ADP binding; sequence-specific DNA binding; DNA-binding transcription factor activity.
GCAAAGUAGCAAGGCAACUCGGCACCCUCCUCUAUCCCGAUCCAGCCUAGCCGGUUCUCUCCUUCCUUCCGCCCCACCACCGCAGGCUGCCUCGUAGGCUGGCCGUGUAUCAGGUGGCCGGACGACGCAGCUGCUCUAGCAUGCGACGGCGGCAGCUGCCCGCCACGGAUGGGUCCUCCCCAGAAGCGCGCACGGAUUAGCUAACCACCCUGUUCCAUCGAGAGCCCCUGCCCCAAGACCAGUUGUAAGCUGAGGAACAAAGCGAGCAGGAUCUGGGGUAGGCGUUGCAACCAUAUACAAUCAGGAGGAAUUGGCGGCCAUGGAGGCAGCGAAGCAGGAGGAAUUGGCGGACAUGGCGUUGCAGCGUAAGGUUUCAGCUGGGUUCUUGCAGGGUCCAGGUCCGGCACCACCGCGAAAGAAAAAAUCUGUGCCGUAUCAUCCGUUAUCUGUGCCGUGUCAUCCGUAUCUUAACCGCUCAGGUUCUGAACAAUCUGAAGUGACGCACGAGGAUGGAUCCAGCUCCGGCUUGCUCUUGGAUCCUCCAGCAUUGGAUGUCGCUCGAGCAUCUACGCACGGUGAAGACGACGGUAAAGAGAACGCGGUUUCGGUAGCCUCGGAUGCCCUUCAACGUCUCCAAGAAGUGUACUACGUGAUGAUUCUGCGAAUGCUUGGGUUCAGGGAGAGAAACCACAAGACGACCUUCAACUUCACACGGAGUUUUUCCAACAGAACAACAUCCACUUGCUCACUGGGAUUUGCUUCUGCCGUGGACGCUCGCAAUCUGUCAAGAUCGGAUGGCAGGAUGCAUGGAAGCCAUGGAUCGAUUGUUGCAGUGCUUCAGAAAUGUAGGCUCUUGGCUCGUGGUGUACAUGGCGUUGCGGGCAGAGCUAGUGCUGAGGAUGCAAAGGAUGCACGGGCACUUCCAGUGCUUGCUUUUGAUGAUCUGGCAUGCUCUGGUCACAACAAGGUAACUAGGUUCACCACACGGAGAAUACCAGCACAGAUGGCUGAACCUAUAUACUCGUUGCCCAAAGCCAUGAACAAUCUGCUAAUUUUGGAUCUCUCAGGUUGCAGUGGGCUUGCACAGCUUCCUGCUUCCCUCGCCACUCUUAAGAAUCUUGUUGCACUGGACCUCUCUUGCUGUUAUUCCCUUCACACGUUGCCGGCGUCACUAGGAACCUUGCAGAACCUGCAGAUUCUUCUUCUUUCGUGUUGCCACAAACUAAAGAAUCUUCCGGUGUCACUUUGUCUGCUUUCUAUGCUCAGAUUGUUUGAUUUGUCGGGCUGUUCGAGCCUUGAGGUCUUACCUGAUUCUUUUGUCAAUUUUGACCAUUUAGAGAUUCUGAACCUAUCAGACUGCACUAAAUUAAAGAAGCUUCCACGAGCAGUUGGUAGCCUUCAAGAAUUGAAGUACUUGAAUUUAUCAAGAUGCUCUGGAUUAGACCUGGAUGUCAAGUACCUCCGCAGUCUUGCUAAUUUGAAGUGCCUAACUCUGUCACCGGUUACCGAAUAUCAAAGUUUUCCUCGUUCCUUCCUAUUUAUUGACAUCUACCUGCAGUGGUCAAGGUGGUGGAAGAGGAGCCAGUUCCACCCCCAGUGCAACCCAAAGGUUGGUUCUUUGCAUUCAUAUAGGUGUUACGAGCUAGGUAUUAUUGACAUGUUACUGUCUGAUGGUUCUGAUGAGGGUGAUAUUACUAGUGACCAGAUAGUCACUUCUAUUUGCAUAGUUGGUGAAAGUGGCAUGGGCAAGACUGAGCUGGUCCAUCGAAUUUACAAUGAUCAAAUGAUUCUGGAUGCCUUCAACUUGAGAAUAUGGGUGUAUAUGUGCGAUAAAAGGGGACUGUUGGAGAAAAUAGCAGAGUUCACUACUUGUGCAUAUUGUAGUAAUGCCCCAAUCAGUGUUCUUGAAGAAAUUGUAAUGGAAGAACUUAGUGGGAAAAGGCUCUUACUUGUACUGGAUGAUUCUGAUGUCGAAAGCCAUUAUUUCUGGGGUGAUGUAAGGAAACUACUAAGUGUGUGUGCAAAAGGAAGUGCUCUCAUUGUAACCACUAAGAGCAGUGACAUCGCUAAGCUGAUCGGAGCAAUGCAAACUUUUUACUUGAGUCCUGUAUCCAAAGAAGAAUGCUUCAUGAUUUUCAAGGAACAUGCACUCGGUGGUUUGGAUAUGAAUAGUUACCCUCAGUUAGAAAGCAUUGGCUGGAAAGUCGUAGAGAAAUCUGGUGGCAACCCAUUGUGCAUCAAAGCCCUAAGUGGAUUGUUGUGUCAUUCUGAACUUGGUUAUGAAAUUUAUAUGUUCGUCCAUCGUACUUUACCAGCAUUGCGACUCUGUUAUGAUCUUUUGCCAUCACACCUACAGCAGUGCUUCAGGUUCUGUUCCUUGUUUCCCAAACAUCAUAUAUUUGUCAAGCAUCACAUCAUCCGGUUAUGGAUAUCUCAAGGUUUUGUCCUUCCUGAAGAAGGUAAUCAACCAGAAGAUACUGGGUUGCAUUAUUUUGAUGAGUUGGUCUGCAGAUCAUUUUUUCAGCGUUGUCCUUUUCGUAUUGAUCAGGACGAUGAGUAUGUUAUGCAUGAACUGUUUCAUGAUCUGGCAACCUCUGUUUCAAAGAACGAAUGCUUGAGAUCUGAGGAACCAUUCUGCAGCUUGGCUGAAAACAUUUGCCACCUAUCGCUUGUUCUCUCAGAUUUUAAGACAGUCGCACUGGCUAAAGAAGCAAGAAAUCUGCAGUCUUUCUUAGUUAUUAGAGGAUCCUUCCCAGUUGUGAGAAUUUUGCCUUCAGAUGAUCUUUAUAUGAAAUUUGGAUUGUUAAGGGCACUAAAUUUGAGUUAUACAGAUAUACUAGAGUUGCCACGUUCUAUUGGGAACAUGAAACACUUGAGACUCUUGGCUCUCAACAGCACAAAGAUCAAGGGCCUUCCGUUUGAAAUAGGACAGGUAGGCACUCUGCAGACAUUGGAACUCAAGGAUUGUUGCCACCUUACUGACUUACCAGAAAACACAAGUAAUUUGACAAAGCUUCGACAUCUUGAUGUGCAGAAAGAACCUGGCAAUAUUAAAGUUGGCAUGCCUCAUGGUAUCGGACAGUUGACUGAUCUCCAAACAUUGACAGAAUUCAACAUUGGGAAUAAUUUGUCGCAAUGUUCAAUUGCAGAGUUCAAGAAUCUGAAUGGACUAAGGGGACAUGUCCAUGUAACAGGGCUUGAGAAUAUUAAGACUGCUGAUGAUGCCAAAGAAGCAAAUAUACUUGGCAAGAACUUCUUAGAAUCUUUGACAUUGGAGUGGUAUUACAACGACGAAGACAUAGAUGAUGGUUUAUGCCAAGAAAUUGCUAAUAAUAUUCUUCAAAAUCUUCAACCCAACAGCAACCUUCAAAAGCUUGUCGUUCAAAAUUAUCCUGGAAAUCUGUUUCCUUUGUGGAUGCAGGACUCUUACCUUAGCAAGCUCGUCUCAGUAACACUUGAUAACUGUUAUGGCUGUAGUAAGCUUCCAUACCUUGGUGAUCUGCCAUCUCUUAAAUCUCUCUUUAUACAGAGAAUGAAUUCUAUAGAAAGCUUUGAAAUUGGGAGUAGUUCUUUGGCCACUGAAGAAGAACGUCCUCCAAGAUACCCAUCGCUGGAGGUCCUCACUUUAUGGGAGAUGUAUGAUUUGCAAUUUUGGGUUGGCACAAGUGAAGGGGAUUUUCCACGGAUUUGCCGUCUUUCCAUCAGUAGAUGCCCAAGACUCAGAAAUUUACCUCCCCUUCGUUCUCUAGUGCAUCUGUCAGUACAUUGCAGUAGUCAAGUACCAUCCUUCUCAGAACUUCCAUCACUUGAGUCACUGAAGAUCGAAGGAUUCAAUAAGAUUCGGUCUAUUAGUUUCCCCCAUCAACUGACAACGUUGAAGAAGUUGGAAAUUAGUGACUGCAAAGAGUUGUCAUCAAUGUAUGCAUAUUCCUUAUCUGUUUCGGAUUCAAGAGUUGUGAGGUGCCCAAAACUUGAUUUGGUUGGAAGUUCACUGGAAGAUCAUCACAGAAAAAAGGUGGAUGGUGGAAGGAAUAGUCCUACAAGGCGGUCUAUGGUGCUAAAAACUGCAACAUAUACAGAUCUCCAAGUUGACAGUUGGAAGUGGGAAAAGCAUGGAGAAAAGAAUAUAUUUGCGUCCAAUCUUGUAAGGUCAUACUACAGAUGCCUUCACAGAAACUCAACAGGAUGUUGUGCAACCAAGUUUUUGCAGCCCAAUGACACUGAACCCAACAUGCUGUCUGCAAUGUACAUCUAUGAGCACAACCAUGAAUUCCCCAAUGAACCAAACCUUGAACUGUCCGCCGAACCUGCAACAACACGUAAAAGAAAGGAACCUGAUGUACCCAGUGAUGAACAUACGUCAAAGAGACAACUGAAUUCUUAAGAAGAUCGGUAAUGUAUUCCUAAAAAGAUCGAUAAUGUAAUUAUAAGUGCAUGUCGACUGACAAGUCACCUGCCCCGAUGGAUUUAACGCCGACUGACAAGUGUAAAAGUGAGAAGUGACAAGUCACCUGGCCCAAGAGUGUUGUUGAAGUACUUUUUAAGAAUUGCCUAAACUAUGCAUUAUCUGCAAUGUCCAAGAUUUUAUAA